This is a messenger RNA of Choloepus didactylus (southern two-toed sloth), 618 nucleotides long. RefSeq names its product pyrin domain-containing protein 3-like. The transcript is spliced from 2 exons. The record is from RefSeq and is a predicted model, not a curated record. The coding region runs from base 122 to 394 and encodes 90 amino acids. Lineage: Eukaryota; Metazoa; Chordata; Mammalia; Pilosa; Megalonychidae.
AUGUUAACCAAUGAAUGGACAAUGGGAAAAUUACUAACAUGGGGACGAGGUUAUGCUUGUGUUUCCCCAGGUGAUGGACGAACUCCAAUUUGGAUACCAGCCCGAUGACUGAAGACGUACCAUGGAGCCAACAAGAAAAUUCCUGUGGGACAUCGAGCCACCGGCGAGGCAGUUCCAGGGUCUGACACUGAAGAUGACAGUGAUCAGGCCAACACCCGGAACUAGGGAAGCCCAACACCCAACUUGGGGACAGAUAAAAAAGCUGUGUCAGGAUGCUGAAAAACAAGUUCAGCAAGCUCAGCUGCCUAUGACAGGUCCUAACCUGAUGGCGGCAAUGUUAGCUUUAAUUGCUAUUGCUUCCUCAGAUGCACAAGAAAAACUCUCUCAGAUCUAAAGCAGAAAGAAGCUACUUGGUCCAUCCUGUCUGCAUUGAAGAAACAAAAAGGGGGACAUGUGGGGAAACAAGAUUUUCAUGUCACUUAGACCAUGUCUGGGGUGGUGACCUGGAAUGCUGGGUCACAAACCUACAUGGAACACCAUUGUAGGCAUGCCGUGUAAAGAUGUGUGUCUUGUGACUAUGAUAGCAGUGUUAACCAUUGACCCCAGAUUGUUCCUUCU